UGGGAGCUCCGCAACCUUAAAAGAGACGGUAAAAAAUACAACGGGAGAAUCACAGAAGGCUCUCAUUGUGGAAUGAUAACGACUAACUAACGGCGUCUCCUGUCAGCUCAAGGCAGCAGCGGUCACGUGACAGCAGCGAGGCUCACAGACUGAGAGAGAACGAACGCGCUUCAUUCGCCAUACUGUGUUUUGUGCCAUAACGCAUUUUUCUCGCAACAUUUUACUCCCACUCGGUGAGUACGUUUCCAGGCCUUUUUGUAACCCUUUUUGUCUUUUCACUUGCUCUUUUUUUAUUUUUCUCUCUCUCCUUUUGCUGGGGUUUGAGCGUUGAGAUUUGAAAAAGUGUUGUUUUGAGGCGUUUUUCGAUCCGUACCUCAAGUUUUUAGUAUGCAGUGAUUCCUAUCGGGGCUAUUCAGUACUGAGUGACACUGGCCAAGUACGUGCUUGCAGUCGUGUGAAAUCAUGCAACUGGUUUUUAAAUGGCCUUGGCAGUUCUAUUUUUACGUAUGCACGAUGAUAUUUGUUUUGAACCCUUUUUCCUUUUUUGUUCUCUGCCAUAGACUUUUGCUGUAGAUAUGCUUUGCUUGUAUUUUGCGCGGUUGUUCGUGAGAGUUUUGUGAUUUUGAUGUCAACGAGCGAAGCAUUUGCUUUUAUUUUGGUCUUUUCUUUACCCGAAACCCGAAAGUCAUUUUCAGACCUGGUGACGUUUCAAUGGAAACUUUUCUUGCAGCUUAGCUGUCACAUUUGUUUAUUUUUGCUGGUUUUUCUUUCCUUUUGAAAUGCCUUAUACUUUUGCAGAUGAUUUUAAGGUGAAGUGAUUUUUGGAUGUGCUCAUUUUUCACGUAGAUGAUGCAAAUUAAGUUGACUAUGAAGGGAAUAAUUGUUUCUUUUGGGAAAAUAUCAAUCAGUGCAUCUUUGCUUUCGCCGAAGAUGAACAGACUCUCCUUUGCAGGAGAAGAAUGACCGGGAAGAAUCAGACCAGCAAUGUCACUAACAAGAACGACCCGCGUUCCCUCAACUCACGGGUCUUUAUCGGCAACCUCAACACUGCCAUCGUGAAGAAGGCCGACAUCGAGGUCAUCUUUGCCAAGUACGGCAAGAUUGUAGGCUGUUCGGUGCAUAAAGGUUACGCUUUCGUCCAGUACAUGAGUGAAAGGAAUGCACGGCUGGCCGUGGCAGGCGAGAACACCAGGAUUAUCGCAGGACAGCCGCUGGAUAUUAACAUGGCCGGAGAGCCGAAGCCGUACAGGCCUAAACCAGGAUCCAAACGACCCCUGACUGCUGUCUACAGGCUGUUUGACUAUCACGGACGGGUGGCUCCUCCUCCGAGGGCAGUGAUUCCUCUGAAGCGUUCACGAGUGGUGCUUCCAUCCACUCGACGCGGGAAGAGUUCGUUCCCUAUUAAAACCUCAUCCUCUUCUUCCUCAAGACCCCCAUCAUCAUCAUCGUCCUUCUCCUUUGGGCUGAAAUUGAAGUCCGAUCAACUCCAGACUAUCAAACGUGAACUGACUCAGAUCAAGAUGAAGAUCGACUCUCUUCUGGGCCGCCUGGAGAAGAUCGAGAAACAGCAGAGAUCUGAGUGUGAGCCUCACAGGAAUUAUGAGGACAACUGCGACUCUUUGCACGAGGGGUCGAUAUCAGAGACGGCAGACAACUCCGGAGAGGAGGGAGGAGAUGGACAGAUGGACGCGGAGGCGGGAGAAAUGACGGAUGGUGGCGAGGAUGACUACGACGAGGAAGGAAGCACUGAUCUGAUGGAGAAUCAUGUGUCUGAUAUUGACAACUAAAAGAGUUCUGCAUUCUGAGAUGAAAUCAGCUCUGCACUGAACAGAAGACAUGAAACUCUGUGAAGACGGACGUCUUCUUCUUAAAGAGCCCAAGAAGGAUCUCGAUUGGCUGAUUAGACAGAGAAAAUAUUUUGACAAGUUUAGCAUCUGCUAAGCAAUAUCACAAUUUUUCAAUUAAUAUCAUCUGGCACAUUCAAUCAUAUAUGAUUUGCAUAACGGCUGUAAAAGGCAAGUAAGUUCACGUUUAAUU
Messenger RNA from Carassius carassius (crucian carp), 2037 nucleotides. Its product is annotated as RNA-binding Raly-like protein. Gene Ontology annotation, molecular function: RNA binding. Gene Ontology annotation, cellular component: nucleus. The transcript is spliced from 8 exons. Lineage: Eukaryota; Metazoa; Chordata; Actinopteri; Cypriniformes; Cyprinidae. The record is from RefSeq and is a predicted model, not a curated record. The coding region runs from base 960 to 1787 and encodes 275 amino acids.